Messenger RNA from Pseudoliparis swirei, 3727 nucleotides. It is a transcript of the gene ppp1r3db, whose product is annotated as protein phosphatase 1, regulatory subunit 3Db. Gene Ontology annotation, biological process: regulation of glycogen biosynthetic process. The coding region runs from base 602 to 1504 and encodes 300 amino acids. NCBI's taxonomy places the organism in Eukaryota, Metazoa, Chordata, Actinopteri, Perciformes, Liparidae. Gene Ontology annotation, cellular component: protein phosphatase type 1 complex. The record is from RefSeq and is a predicted model, not a curated record. Gene Ontology annotation, molecular function: protein phosphatase 1 binding; glycogen binding. The transcript is spliced from 3 exons.
CAGCUGGGACCUAUAGCUGCACACACACAAUAUAUUUCCACAAAAACUACAAAAUAAAAAGCAUGAUUGCGUCGAGUGAAAAGGCUUAACGGUGGACGGACCGCACUUUUUUAAAGUCAAAUUUACAAAAAUGUCUCCAGCUUCAACCACACGAUGAACCCUUGUGCUGCAAAAAGGUCAAAAGGUCAGAGCUGCCUUCUUGCUCUCCAUCAGCCACCAUAUCUACUGCACCCUGCAGCUUGUGAUGCAUUAAAUAUAGCGCGUGGCCCCGCCUGUACGCUAGGUCACUUGUAAAUCACAAAUAGUUUGCAGACCGACAGAAGGUUUGGGGUGUCGAGUGCGCUAUAAAAGAAGCGGAAAAAGGCAUCACCCGAGGACGGACGCACGGCCCCCUCACUACCUGCUAUAAAUAUUCCCUCCACACCUCCCCUCCUCCACUAAGCUCCUGAAUAGCAUUUGCUGGCAGACGCGAGCUCUCGCCUGUCAUCCUGCGGCAGCUGGGUUUGAAGCCCCUUCGCCGGCAGGCAGCAAACGAGGUCAGCGCCCACGACAAGAACACGAGGAGCCUCUGCCGUCAAGGACGUUCUUCAAUGUGACCAGCAUGGCCGGUUCUGGUGAAAAGAGCGGGACCCCGCCUCGGUUCUUCAGUGGACCCGGUGACGCCGCGCGCUCCACCCGGACCACGACCAUUCGUCUUCGGGACAUUUAUGACCCCGAGCCUCACCUUCCCAAAACUCCGGUCCGGAUCCGACCCCCGGGCCCUCGGACCCCCUCGGUAAAGGAGCUCAACCUAAAGAGCGGCUCGCCCGGCGGCCCUCCGACCAAGACGAUCAUGAGGAGACGAGCUCGCUCCCUGCCUUCGUCGGCGGAGAGAUCCAAAGAUCUCCGGAGCCUGCAGGUGCGCUUCGUGGACUCGCUGGGCCUCGAGUUGGAGGACGUGAAGGUCUUCAAAGUUCAGGAGCGCCCCUCGAUACCCCAACACGUCAUGUUCCGGCUGCUGAUGAGCUCGGAGCUGGCCUUCGGCAAAUCUCUGGAGCUGUCCCUUCCUUACUUCAAACCGUGUUUCCCCGAGAAUGUCGGAGCUCAGCCGGACUUCCUGGAGCGUCUCCGUAAUCAGAGUGUGUGUCUGGAGCAGGUCCAGUGUUCGGAGCAGGGGAUAACGGGCUCCAUACGGGUACUCAACUUAGCCUACGAGAAAGACGUCGCAGUGCACUACUCUUUCACCAACUGGAGGACGCACACGGAGACCGCGGCGCCCUGGGCUUCGAGCGGGCAUGGCGCAGGGUCGCGCGGCGCUCCGGAGACCGACGUCUUCGGAUUCCGUCUGCCCGUCCCCCCUUUCCUCCUGCAGCCAGGGGCCAACUUGGAAUUUGCGAUCUGCUACCACGUGCAAGGACGCCACCACUGGGACAACAACAGCGGACGCAAUUACAAACUGUCGUGCCACAGCUACAAGGUGACGGUGCCGAGGGAGUGCGAGGACAGCAUGCUGCACUUCACCUGAGCGUCCACACGGGGGAGCCGUGACACCCGCACGCACACAAAGGGCACUGUUUAUGUUUCCCUCCACUCAUUACAAGCGGAGGUAAUGGAUACAUUCACUCAUGUGCUCGAAGUUGUACAAUUUUGAGGUAACUUUCCACGUUUUCCACGUCAGCUGAAGAAGUUUAUAAAAAGUAUAUUAUGAAGUAUUUUUUCCAAAAAAAACACAACAAUGUAAAAAGUAGUUCAAGUGAAUCCACUGUGUGCUUCUUACAUGUUUAUGCACAGGUAAUUAAAUAUAUAAAUGUAUAAUAUUCCUUCCGAUCUGCACAGUAAGGAACUCUCAAAGUGUUAAUACCUCUAAUAUAUUUAUAUUAAAUGAUAUUUCUGCACUACAUCACAUUUUGAAUGCAGCGGUUUUACUUUAAAGUAUUACAGUGUGGUAUUACUACUUUUACUGAAAUAAAGAAUCUAAAUACAUCCUCCCCCUCAGAGUAGAAGCUGCUAUGCACAUUGCUCUAGUCUAGAGAGAACCUACAAAUAAUAACAUGUUUAAAGAUUUGGAAAACACUGGAGGCAAGAAUGUAGUUUUAAAGCGGUAAAUAAAAUAAACAGGUCUUGCUAGUGUAUCUACCAGUAGAAGGGGGAACGACACAGAAUCGUGAAAGGACAUUCUGACAUUUGAGAUGAGUCAGCUUCGCUAGAUUUGUAGUUCAUCCUUAAAUAGUUAUGCCAUCAGUGUAGAAACAUACGUCCACAACGUUGGGGACGCCUCUGCGGAGGACGAGCUAUCUGGACUUUUUGUCCCAUAUGAUGGGCACAGCUCCAAAAACACUGGAUCCUACACAUUUCCCAUAAUGCAGCUCAAAGGCACACCACCAGCAGCAGCUGCAGCAGCACCUCUUGUUUAGGAGUAUAGCUCUCAUGAUUAUAUACUUUGGAGUCGCUUAAUAAAACCCAUUCCGGUCCGAGUCACGGAGGGAUUCCUGCCCGGCACCACCUCUGACAACCGGCUCACUUUGCACUGCGGCGAGUCUGGUGGCCCAAUUUAAUGAUGGACAGCGAGCCAUUAUCGUUUAUGUCAACACCAUCACCGUGUCUCCUCUCUGCUUGGACCAGCGGGGCUUGACCCCAUUCUUCUGGAGCUUGUUUGUUUUUUGGGAGGAUUACAGGGAGUCAUGUUCGCCUUGUUGCACCGUGACCACGCCCCCUCGAUCCCCGACAGCCUUGACCUUUCACCAAAAAGUUUCCACUGACCCCAGAGGCCGGAUUCUAUUCCGUCACUGUGCAGCUGCAUGGAGGCAAAUGCACUUAUAGGACGAGCCACGCUUUUCAUUAUCACAGAUACACACCUCAUUAUUAUGUUAAGUAUACGAUUAAUAAUACAAUAUAAUAAUAAUAAAUAAAUGCCAAUAUAAAUGGAAAUGAAGGGAUUGCUCAUUGACGGCUCAGUCCAUGAAGAAAAUGAAUAAAGGCCGCUCCUUAAACUGUUACACUGGUCUUUAUAUAAGACAAAAGUUAUUGUUCAGUUAUUUUAUAUGAUUACUGGUUUGUUUACCUUUGUAAUAAUAGUAACACAGGUCCUGAUUUGAAUCUGCUGACAAACAAAUGACCACAAAAAGUGGAUUUACAUUUUUAAGUCCAACUCCCUUAUGGUCACCAAUGAAUGUGACCAGAAGUUCCCAUUAUUUGUUAAACAUGGGUAUUGAAGUGCUCCUCUGCAGCAGCAGCCAUGGGGCACUAGAUGGCCCCAUUGCUUAAACAUAAAACCCUCAUGGCCCAUAAAUACAGUGAAUGUCAAGGUGUGUUUUGAUUAAUCCGCCAUGUAAGGAAGUCAAAUACACUCUCAUUACGAGUGAAAUACCCGCUUUCAAAAUCUACAUCAAUAUAUGUAAAAAGAUGUAUACAACUGAAGUAUUUGUCGUUAUGCAAGAGGCCACCAUAGGAGGAGGCAUCGUGUUGCUCAAUAGGGAUGUUUUUUUCUCCAGGGGAGUGGCCGGGAUUGAAAAAGGUAAUGCAUUACGAUUAAGAGUUAUCAAGUUUAUAACAUCAUUAUUAGCCCCGAGUCAUUUAGGAAUAGAAGAAGCGCGUCACCGUGUAAUAUUUGUGCAGUUAGUCAGCACAGCUGAUUUCAUCAUGUGAGUAUUAAAUUAGUAUGAGCAACAUAUUGUUCAAUGUCAUCACAGCAACAUAACAGCAAUCGAUACCCUACAGACUAAUCCUAUGAAUAAACUGACAACGUGAA